Molecule: messenger RNA, 2367 nt
Organism: Mugil cephalus (flathead mullet)
Lineage: Eukaryota; Metazoa; Chordata; Actinopteri; Mugiliformes; Mugilidae
Product: heat shock 70 kDa protein 1-like
Exons: 2
Coding region: 185-2104 (639 amino acids)
Biological process (GO): cellular response to unfolded protein; protein refolding
Cellular component (GO): cytoplasm; blood microparticle; vesicle
Molecular function (GO): misfolded protein binding; ATP hydrolysis activity; ubiquitin protein ligase binding
Source: RefSeq, a predicted model, not a curated record
UCUUCCUCAGAUAUAAAGCGGCUGCUCCGAGAGCAGAGACAGAAACAGAUCAGAGCUCAGUAGAAGAUCCAGAGAAGAAGAGGAGGACGAAGAUCAGUUCUCAGAGGAAGACAUAGAAGAAGAAGAUUAAUUCUCUUCACAGCACAGACCAGUCAACACACAACUGAAACCGCGUACAGUGAAAAUGUCUGCAGCUAAAGGCGCAGCGAUCGGCAUCGACCUGGGCACCACCUACUCCUGUGUGGGGGUUUUCCAGCACGGAAAAGUAGAAAUCAUCGCCAAUGACCAGGGCAACAGGACCACCCCCAGCUAUGUGGCCUUCACUGACACCGAGAGGCUGAUCGGAGAUGCAGCCAAGAACCAGGUGGCUCUGAACCCCAGCAACACUGUGUUUGAUGCCAAGAGACUGAUUGGAAGAAAGUUUGAUGAUUCAGUGGUGCAGGCUGACAUGAAGCACUGGCCCUUCAAGGUGGUUUCAGAUGGAGGGAAGCCCAAAAUUCAGGUGGAGUACAAAGGAGAGAACAAAGCCUUCUACCCUGAGGAGAUCUCCUCCAUGGUCCUGGUGAAGAUGAAGGAGAUCGCUGAGGCCUACCUCGGCCACAAGGUGUCCAACGCAGUCAUCACGGUCCCAGCGUACUUUAACGACUCCCAGCGACAGGCCACUAAAGACGCAGGUGUCAUUGCAGGACUCAACGUCCUGAGGAUCAUCAACGAGCCCACGGCGGCCGCCAUCGCAUACGGUCUGGACAAAGGCAAGUCAGCAGAAAGAAAUGUCCUGAUCUUUGACCUGGGAGGGGGCACCUUCGACGUGUCCAUCCUGACAAUCGAAGACGGCAUCUUUGAGGUGAAGGCCACAGCUGGAGACACUCACCUGGGCGGAGAGGACUUUGACAACCGCAUGGUCAACCACUUUGUGGAGGAGUUCAAGAGGAAACACAAGAAGGACAUCAGCCAGAACAAGAGAGCCCUGAGGAGGCUGCGCACAGCUUGUGAGAGGGCCAAGAGGACCCUGUCCUCCAGCUCCCAGGCCAGCAUCGAGAUCGACUCCCUGUUUGAGGGCGUGGACUUCUACACCUCCAUCACCAGGGCUCGCUUUGAGGAGCUGUGCGCCGACCUGUUCAGGGGAACACUGGAGCCGGUGGAGAAAGCCCUGAGGGACGCCAAAAUGGACAAGGGGCAGAUCCACGACGUGGUCCUGGUGGGAGGCUCCACCCGAAUCCCCAGAAUCCAGAAACUCCUGCAGGACUUCUUCAAUGGCCGGGAGCUGAACAAGAGCAUCAACCCAGACGAGGCGGUGGCUUAUGGUGCUGCCGUCCAGGCCGCCAUCCUCACAGGUGACACCUCGGGCAACGUUCAGGACCUGCUGCUACUGGAUGUGGCGCCUCUGUCCCUGGGUAUCGAGACAGCUGGAGGAGUCAUGACGUCCCUGAUCAAACGCAACACCACCAUCCCCACUAAACAAACACAGACCUUCACCACCUACUCUGACAACCAGCCUGGGGUCCUGAUCCAGGUCUACGAGGGGGAGAGAGCCAUGACCAAGGACAACAACCUGCUGGGCAAGUUUGACCUGACAGGACUCCCACCAGCCCCACGAGGAGUCCCUCAGAUUGAAGUCACCUUCGACAUCGAUGCCAACGGCAUCCUGAACGUGUCUGCGGUGGACAAAAGCACCGGCAAAGAGAACAAGAUCACCAUCACCAACGACAAGGGCCGACUGAGCAAAGAAGACAUUGAGAAGAUGGUGCAGGACGCAGAGAAAUACAAAGCUGAGGACGAGCUUCAGAGGGACAAAAUUGCUGCCAAGAACUCCCUGGAGUCCUACGCCUUCAACAUGAAGAGCAGCGUGCAGGACGAGAACUUGAAGGGCAAAAUCAGUGAGGAGGACAAGAAGAAGCUGAUUGAGAAGUGCGACGAGACCAUCAGCUGGCUGGAGAACAACCAGCUGGCUGAUAAAGAGGAGUACCAACACAAGCAGAAAGAGCUGGAGAAAGUGUGCAACCCCAUCAUCAGCAAGUUGUACCAGGGAGGGAUGCCUGCAAGUAGCUGUGGAGAGCAGGCACGAGCCGGCUCCCAGGGUCCAACUAUUGAGGAGGUGGACUAAAGUGGUCUAAAUGUGGACUUUGUGAUCACUGGGACUGUUUAACAUUAAGUUAUGAUGAUUUUCACUCUAUAUGUGAUAAGAUUCAUCUCUGCCUCAUGCUGACAUCUUUGGUUUGAAACACUAAUGAAAUGACCUAGCUCUAUUAUUAAUAUUGUUGCCUCUACUAAAGAUCAUGUGUUGUUUAUAACUUGUACAGAUCAUCAGACUGUAAAUAUAUAGUUCAUCUUUGCACUGCUGGACAUUGCAAUAAAAAAUUGUCUUUA